AACGCGGAAGCAUUCUGAAUCAGGAAGUGCCGGAGUUAACAUGGCUUCGAAAGGAGAGACCGAGAGUUUGAGCGAGGAGGUGAUUUGUCCCGUCUGCCUGGAUUUCUUCACCGAUCCGGUUACACUGGAGUGUGGACACAACUUCUGUCGGUCUUGUAUCACACGGUGUUGGGAAAGGGAGGAGAGAAACUCCUGCCCGGAAUGUAGAGAGGAGUUUGCUGACCGCACCCUCAGGGUGAAUCGGGCCUUAGCAAAUGUGACACAAAAAGUUCGGAAUCUAAGCCUGAAUCCGAAAGGGAAGGAAAGUAAACGUCACUGCGAGGAACAUGAGGAAGAAUUGAAGCUGUUUUGUGAAACGGACAAGACACUGAUCUGUGUGAUCUGUAGAGACGCGCAGGAGCACAGAGAGCACCGCUUCAUGCCGAUUAAAGAAGCUGUUAAAAUCUACAAGGAUCAGCUAAAAUCUUCCUUAGACUCUCUCACAAAAAAGGAAUCAGACUUCCAGGAAAAGGAGCAGCAACAGAAAGAGAAGAUUUCCGGAGUUCGGGAACAGUCACACAGCCUUCAGUCCCACAUCACAUCCCAGUUUGCUGAACUGCACCAGAUUAUCACUGAGAAAGAGCAGAGCUUACUCAGGGAUCUCAGGGAAGAAGAGAAGAGGAUUCUCAACCCAAUGGAGAAAAAUCUUCUGGCUCUUCAAGAGAAUAUAAGGAUUAUUCAGGAGGAAAUCACUAAGUUAAAGGAACAGAUGGAUCAAAAAGACAGUGUGAUGUUUCUCAAGGAGGAAGCUCGUCGGAACAGAAGGAUUAAUGACGAUGUCCAGGAAUUGUCAGUGACAGAUGAGACCCUACCGGUUGAAAAAUUCGAUCACCUCUAUUUAUCAGUGCUGAGAGAAACGCUUGAUGCUAUUAAUCGAGUCUCUGUCACCCUGGAUGUGGAAACGGCGAGUCCGUAUCUCGAGGUGUCUGAGGAUCGGAAGAGUGUGAGACGGACCCGGACCCGGAGGAAUCUCCCUGACACCGGGAAGAGAUUCACAGACCGGGCUUGUGUGCUGGGAUCGGAGGGAUUCCCAUCGGGGAGACAUUACUGGGAGGUGGAGGUGACGGGGAAUCGGGACUGGUGUCUGGGAGUCGCCGCAGAGUCUGUGGAGAGGAAGGGACGGGUCAGUCUGAGUCCGGAGACCGGAUUCUGGUUCAUCGGGCGGGUUGAUGACGUGUUACAUCGGGAUUAUGACGUGUCCGGUCGCCCCUCCCCCGAGUCCCGUCUCGCUGCCGGUCCCAUCCCCGGGAGGGUGGGAGUUUAUCUCAGUUACGAGUCCGGGACAGUUUCAUUUUACAACGCGGAGACCAAGUCCCAUCUCCACACCUUCACUGUGAAUAAAUUCACGGGGAAACUUUAUCCUCUCUUCGCGCCCUGGGAUGUGAACCAGUGGCUGAGAAUCUGCUCCGGUUCCGCUCCGGGUCUGUAAACGGGUCGGGUCCCGGGACCGGCGUCAGGAGUAAAGUCCCUGUAAAUAUAAAUGUGCGGAGAGUGCAGCUAAAUACGUGGCUAAGGGGAUGGUGCAGGAGGGAGGGCUUCAUGUUUCUGGUCAAUUGGGCUUUGUUCCCUGGAAGGU
This is a messenger RNA of Hypanus sabinus (Atlantic stingray), 1615 nucleotides long. RefSeq names its product zinc-binding protein A33-like. NCBI's taxonomy places the organism in Eukaryota, Metazoa, Chordata, Chondrichthyes, Myliobatiformes, Dasyatidae. Bases 41 to 1468 code for a protein of 475 amino acids. The transcript has 6 exons. Gene Ontology annotation, biological process: protein ubiquitination. Gene Ontology annotation, molecular function: ubiquitin-protein transferase activity; protein binding; zinc ion binding. The record is from RefSeq and is a predicted model, not a curated record.